Drosophila sechellia is the source of this 3302-nucleotide messenger RNA. Its product is annotated as homeobox protein abdominal-B. The record is from RefSeq and is a predicted model, not a curated record. Lineage: Eukaryota; Metazoa; Arthropoda; Insecta; Diptera; Drosophilidae. Gene Ontology annotation, molecular function: RNA polymerase II transcription regulatory region sequence-specific DNA binding; DNA-binding transcription factor activity, RNA polymerase II-specific. The transcript is spliced from 7 exons. Gene Ontology annotation, biological process: regulation of transcription by RNA polymerase II. The coding region runs from base 1 to 2064 and encodes 687 amino acids.
AUGGGCAUGGAACUGGAUGAGGCAGUGGAACCACAUACAUCCUGUGCGUUAUCCUCGAGGCCUCUCCGCUCGCCGAAGGCCCCGCCGCACCGCCACAAAAUUCGAUCAAUCAAAACGGGAGCGCGUUCGCCGCGAGACAGCUUCCAGUUGGAUUACUCAAUCGACUUCUUCAAGACGUAUAUCGAUACGCAGCGUUUCUACGCCGGCCACAAGUUGGAUUUCAAACAUCAGAGUUGCGCCGGCGGCCCUGGUUCCGGUGGUGCUGGUGGUCCUGGUCCUGGUGGUGGUGGUGGCGCCGCCGGAGGAGUCGUCGUCGGCGGCAGCAGCAACAGCAACAAUCCAGCAGCGGCGCAACAGCAGCAGCAACAACAGCAGCAGCAGCAGCAACAGCAACAGCAGCAGCAGCAGCAACAGCAGCAGUCCGGCGGCAAUAAUCCUAGCAACGGCAGCAACUCCGCCGCCGCCUUGUCCCUCGCCCAUCCGCACGCCCACGCCAGCCACGCCCACAGCAGCCACGCCCACGGCAGUCACGCCCACGCCCUAGCGAUAGCCCACGGUCAUCACGGUCUGCUGCCGUCGGUGGUCCCGCAGCAGCAGCAACAACAACAGCAGCAGGCGCAACAGUUGCCGCCGGGUGUUGGAGUUGCCAGUCCGCUGCAGCAGCAGCAACAGCAGCAGCAGCAACAGCAACAGCAGCAGCAGCAGCAACAGCAGCUGAUCAACAACGGAGGCGUCUCCGCCGGCACGCCCACGCUGCUCAUCGGCAACGGACCCAGCUCGUCCGGAGCGGGAACAGGAUCGGUCUCGGCCGCAGCAGCAGCAGCGGCAGCCGCCGCCGCAGCAGCCUCCUCCUCCUCCUCGUCGCUCCCGCACGUGGCGCCGCACAGCCUGGGCCUGAGUCCGCAGUCGAGCGCCGACUCGCAGCAGUUCAACAUCUUUCCGGCGAUCUUCAGCCGCCAGCUGAACUUCUCGGCCGGCGGGCAGGGCGGCAAGCUAAGCAUGGACGAGCUGCGUCCGAAUCUGGUCGGCGGACUGCUGGGUCUGCAGCAGGGCCUGCUGGAGGAUCACGCGAGCAUGCAGCACGGCGGCGUGGGGCAGGACACCAAGUUCAUGUCGUUCCAGGACCAGCGGCUAAUGGGCAUCGGCGGCUCGCACGAGAACCGUCUGCUCAGCCUGGCCAGCUCCGUGCAGGAUACGCGCUCGCCCAUUACCACGCUGGAGAAGUCGUCAUCCUCCUCGCUCAACCACCAACGCAAGUGCAGCAGCACGCCGGAGGACUUCAGCGCCCUCUACUCCGGCCUGCCCACUCCCGGCAUGGACUCGUCCUCGCACCACCAUACGCCGGCCCACACGCCGCCGUCGCGCCUCUCCGAUCACACCAUCUCGGCGGAAGGCGCCUUCAAGAAGCUCAAGCCGGAACCCAACAGCGGCCUGUCGACGGUUUCCUCCGGCAUCACCUCGCCCGGAAGCGGAUUAUCAUCGCUCAGCCAGCACGCCGGCCACACCCCAACCACAGCGUCCUGCCCCACGCCCGCCCGUCGGAGACACCGCACCACAUUCACACAGGAACAAUUAGCGGAACUGGAAGCGGCGUUCGCCAAAUCGCAUUAUCCGGAUAUUUACUGCCGCGAGGAGCUGGCGCGAACCACCAAGCUGAACGAGGCGCGGAUUCAAGUCUGGUUUCAGAACCGGCGGGCCAAGUACCGCAAGCAGGAGAAGCAGCUGCAGAAGGCGCUGGCACCGUCUGUGAUCCCAUCCUGCAACGGGAUGAUGCGCAACAUCCAGGGCUACAGCGUCUCGCGCGGCUAUCAGCCGUAUCCGCACCACAACACCAUGAAUCGCUAUCCCCAGGACCUGUUCCAAAUGGGCGCCUCCUCGUAUCCGGGCAUGACGCAGCCGUUCUCCAUGGCGCACAGCACGAACAUGGGCUCCGUCGGGGUGCGUCAGGACUCGAUGGGCAUGUCGCCGGAGGACGAGUGGUACAACAAGAGCCUGUCCGCCCUGCGGAUGAACUCGUCGCAUCAUCCCAACCUGUCCGCCCCCAUGCUGCAGUACCAGACAUAAUCAAAGACCUUUGACGACUUCUUUUAAAAGAUCGCGCCCUAAUGGUCCUUUGGGGCGCGGUGUUUUAGGAUGGAGUGCGUCAAUCGAUGUCCAGCAGCAGCCACACAUCUCUCUGUCUAUAUCUAUGCAUAUAUAUAUAUAUCGCUGUAUAUACAUAUGUACAUAGUAUAUAUACCAGUCAUUAGUCUACAGCCCAUCCUGGAUGCACCAUCGGAUCGGAUCGGAUCGGAUCAGGAUCAGGAUCGCAAUCAGGAUCGGAUCGGAUCGGGAUAAGGAUCGGAAUGAAUGAAUGGAGGAGCGCCAUCGUUCAGCUCUGGGCGGGAUUUACUCAUAAGACUUGUUGAUAUUAUUCUGUUUUUUCUUUUUUUUUUUUUUGGACAACCAGAUCCAAAUCGAAUAAUGGGGUAAAGGUAAUGGUAGGGAUACAUAUGGGUGGUACAUAGAGCCAGAGUCGGAGGUAAACAAAUGCGAGCGGAAGUGGAUUAUGUAAUAGGCAACUAGUCAUAGUAUCUAAGCAAAUUGUGUAUUGAGAUUUUAUCGUGGCAUUAUAAAAAGUAAAGAACGCGCGCAUCAGGCGCAUAUAUAAAUUUAAAUAAAUAUACUAAAAUAUGUACUAGCGAUAGCAUAAGUCAGGUUGCUUGGCCCCUCCCCCCUCCCCUGGCAAGACGUGGAAAUCGUGGCAAGUGGAGCCCAGUCUGAUCUGAUCCGAUCCGGUCUGGUUGGAUCUCUACUCCUAGCUUCUAGCUCCCAGCUCCCAGCUCCCAGCUCCCAGCUCCGGGCUCCAUGCGGCAACUCUUUGGUUGCUUCUACCGACUUUUCAUUGCCUGCUCACUACUCACUAAUAUAGCUUACUCAACAUACGACGUACAUAUAGCAACUCCUGCUCCUGCUCCCACUCCCACUGACCCACCACUACCACCGCCAUUCAUCCACCAUAGACCCGAAAUGCACAGGAAUCCAAAAGCAGGCAAAUCCGCAAGCCGAACCCAAACGAAUUAAACUACAAACUUUCUAACUAAUUCAAGGUGUGUCGAACUAAUUAUAAGAUGAUUUUUUUUAGCUAAGCAAUGCAUUAACGAGUUAUAUUUAAAAGUAAUUAGAAACCAAACCAAAAGUGAAAAAACACACACAUGGAAACCAAUAAAAUACAUCACCUAUAUAUAUUUAAAUACGAGAAAAACAGCCAAACGAAAACUACAAGACGCAUGUUUAACAAAUUAUGCCAGACACAGCAAGAA